This is a messenger RNA of Frieseomelitta varia, 5822 nucleotides long. RefSeq names its product GRB10-interacting GYF protein 2 (gene Gyf). Gene Ontology annotation, molecular function: protein binding. The transcript is spliced from 16 exons. Bases 84 to 4238 code for a protein of 1384 amino acids. The record is from RefSeq and is a predicted model, not a curated record. Lineage: Eukaryota; Metazoa; Arthropoda; Insecta; Hymenoptera; Apidae.
AUUCCGAAAAAACCAUCAGCCAUAUUGGUGUGUUGUAUCGCUGUCCUCAGUAAUUUCGAAGAUCAGUGAGCAAAUAGAUCAUCAUGACUGAUUCCAUGAAAUUUGGUCCAGAAUGGUUGCGCAAUCUGUCUGGAGACUCUUGCAAUAGUAGCGGCGGUGGUGGAGGCACUACAAGUUUAACUACACCACGUUAUCAAUUAGCUGAACAUAGAUAUGGGCGAGAAGAAAUGUUGAUCUUGUUUGAUCGCAAUUGUAAACCUCCCGAGCCAUUGACAAAUUUCUCAUCUUUGUACGUUGAGAAAACUCAAUUUCCUUUGGCACUUAUACAAAUGACAGAAGAUGAAACGCGAAUGUGGAAUGGAGGAAUAACCAACGCCGGUAGAGGAAGAGGUGGAAGUGUAGAUCGUGGGGGGCGUGGAAGAAAUGCAAGAGGUAGCUUAUACUCCUCUCAUUAUUCCCGUGGUGUUAGUUUCGAUGAUUCAGGAGAUGGCCCACGAAUUGACAGUCAAUCAUUUCAAGGAAGAAAUCGCCCGUUUGAUAGAUCUCAAAGUGAACGUGGUUGGUCAGAAAGAAAUGGGGUCUCAGAUCCAGGAGAAUGGAAUGGUUCUACUAGUCCUAGAAAAGAAUUAAGUCGUGGGGCUAGUGGUAGUUCUCUUAUGGAAAGCAAUUGGCGGCGUCAUCGUGGUGGUACAGAGGAUGAUGACGGUUGGCGAAAAUGGGGUAGGAGUAGUUGGCGCGAAAGUGGUAGUAUGGAUAGAGAUAGAUUAGAAAGGAAUGAAGGAGAUGGAGAAGAAGUACGAAACACUGGGGGUAGAUGGGAACAUCGUGGAAAUCAUAGGGUUACACACGAUUCGAGUCAUCAUCCGCCCCCUCGUACAACACGCAUUUGGGAAUCAAAUCAUCAUGAUAAUCAUGACAAUCUUCCCGAAUGGGCUACUGAAAAUCCUAGUGAAAGUGGAGGAAGUUUCGAUGCUUCAGGUGCAUUUCACGGUGGGAUGUAUUCAGAUGAUGAUGAAGAUGGGGUGAUUAGUGCAGGUGGUACUCAAGAAUCAAGGACUCGGCGUGUUUCCGAAGGAAGUGCUGCUAAUAUAAAAAAACCUAGUAGCAAACCUUUGUCUUACAGCUCGACUCAAGGACAAAUACCAAGUCGUAAUACCAAUAGUGGGAUUAAUUCAGUUAGUAAAGAACGACCAAAGUCCUUACAUCCGCUUGAUGAUAAAAACGAACCCAUUGAGAAGGAAAAGAGGAGCAGUUCUCCAACGAAACUACCUAUUACAGUAACGGAUAAUACUCCUACUAAAAAUUUGACACCAACAUCAUCUGAAAUUUCACAAAAGAGAAAUACAGUAGCAACAAGUACAGAGCAUACGGAAACUGAAAAAAUACCAUCAACCGAUUCAGAAACUGAUAAGUCUCCUGCUAAAGAAAAAAAGAAAGAAGAUGUUGAAACGGAAACAAAAGUGGAUCCAAUUCCUACUAUAAAAAGACAAGCUCCAGUGCAAGUAGAUUCUCAGAAGCUUGCACAUAAUGCGGAAACAGAUAACGUGAGACAAAAGUCGGAAGAUGAUUUGGAUAGAAUGAAAGAAGAAGCGGACGCACUAGUUGCAAAAUUGAUGGCAGAUGAAGAAAACCAUAAGGAGAAGACUGCCAGUAUACCACCUUCUAUUGGUAACCAACCUUCUACAGUUCCACCUACUAAUGGACAGGAGAAAUGGUUUUACCGUGAUCCACAGGGCGAAGUUCAGGGUCCGUUCUUAGCAAAUGAAAUGGCAGAAUGGUGUAAAGCUGGUUACUUCACUGCAGGAUUAAUGUUAAGAAGAACUUGUGACGAACGAUAUACCACUUUAGGAGACUUGGUGAAGAUAUGUGGCAGAAUACCAUUUACACCUGGACCUCCCAUUCCUCCCUUAAAGUUAACAGAUCAAGUAAUACCACCUGUUCCUAAUACAGUACCGGCUGGUAUGUCUGCAUUGUCGAAAAGUAUAGAAGAUCCACUUCUUUUACUUCAGUAUCAACACAUGCGAUUGAUACAGAAUCAGCAAUUACUUUUAAGACAAGUACGAACAUCGGCUAUAGCGAAGCUUUCUCAAUCCGAGCAUUGGGCAACAUUAAGUCCUUUGGAACAAAAUCAGUUGAUUUAUCAAUAUCUUAUUCAGGAUUCAGAGAUUCCGGAAGUACCAAUCUCUACAAAUCCAUUCGUACCUCAUCUUCCGUCUCAGGCUUCAAAUCCGGUUAUGCAGCUUUUCACCCAAAUGCAACAGGCUAAGACACAACCAGAAACUCAUCUAACGCCAAAUCCACAUUCAACUACAACAGCACAUCCACCUACGGUUGAUCCUAUACAACAUCUUAUACAACAAAUGGGUGGUAUGCAAAAUGUACCGGGAAUUCAACAACCAAGCAUAAAUACAACGUCAACUGCAACGCAAGAAGACAAUCCUAUAAAAUCUUUGUUACGUCAACUCAAUGUUAAUGCAAACGGCCAUCCACAGACAUCUCAUAUCGAUACUGUUUGGCCACAACCUCCACCGCAAAUAAAUCCACAAUUUAAUGCACAGAAUUGGUUAGCGCAAGUUGGACCGAUACCAGCUGUACCUCCUGGCCAAUUACCUACAUCAUUAUGGGAUCUGCACACUAAAGAAAUAAAGACUGAACAACAGAUAUUGGAAGAACAAAAUCUUCGACUACAAGAAGACAGAAAGAAAGAAGAACUUCGAAAACAAGAAGAAUUACAAAGACAAGCUGAAGAAGAGAAUGCGAAAAGAAAAAAGGAAGAGCAGGCUAAACAAGCAGAAGAAGCAAAGCGCAAAGACGAAGAGAGAAAGAAAAAGGAAGAAGAAAAGAAACGGAAAGAAGAAGAGAAGCGUAAACAAGAAGAAGAAAGGAAGAAGAAAGAGGAGAAGAAACGUAAAGAAGAGGAGAAAAGACGAGAAGAGAAGCGAAAGCAGGAGGAAGAAAAUUUAAGGAAAAAGCAAGAGGAAGAAAAGAGGAAAAAGGAGGAACUUAAAAAGCAGGAAGAAAAGCAAAAGAAGGAAGAGGAACAGAGAAAACAAGAAGAAGAGAGAAUGCGGAAAGAGACAGAGGCACGUAAGCAGGCUGAAGCUGAAGAAGCUCGGCGAGCAGAACAAAGACGGCGAGAAGCAGAUGCACUCCGUCGAUUACAAGAACGAAGUAAAGCACCAUGGGCGCAAGCACCUCGUACACCAGCUCCGGCUAUCCCUGCUGCUUCAUUAGCCGAAAUUCAGAGACUCGAACGUGAAAAGAAAGCGGAAGAGCAGCGUUUUCAACAAAUGAUGCAGCAACAAUUAGCGCAACAGAAAGCCAUAGAAGCAGCUCAGGAAGCAUCAAUAACAGAUUCUUCUAAAAGAUUGCAAUUUAAGUGGGCAGAAAAGGCUACAGCUUCUUCUAAAACCGUACCAGUGAAGAGCCUUGCACAGAUUCAGCAAGAAGAGCAAGAACGAAUCGCCAAGGUAAAGCAGCAAGAAAGGGAACGCCAAGAAAAGGCAGGACAAAAAGAAUCGACGAAUGUACUGCAAAACGCUGGAAUAUGGGGUACUGCUUCUCAAUGUUUGAAUUGGGCCAAUUCAAGUAGUUCUAAUAAUAGUCAAGCUUGGUCAAAUAGUAGUGGUACAACUGGUUUUUGGGACGAUCCUACACCAAUCAAACCUUCUACAACCGCGAAACAAUCCGUUAAACAGACUGCUGUAGCAAAGGCUCUUACUGCCAAUCAACAGCAGCAGCAAAGUAAUAAAACAAACAAGAGUAAGAAUAAACGAGAAGAGGAACUGGUGAAGAAAUUAUUUGAACAAAACACUGCCAAGACCGAUGAUUUUACACAAUGGUGCAACAAAGCCCUGAGUGGGUUACAAGUGUCUGUAGACAUCCCUACGUUUGUUGGAUUUUUGCGAGACAUUGAGUCUGCGUAUGAAGUAAAAGAAUAUGUUCGAGAUUAUCUGGGUGAUAAUAAACAGAGUUCUGAAUUCGCAAAGCAAUUUUUAGAGAAACGUAGUAAGUGGCGAUCAGCCCAACGACCUCAAGCACAAGCGGACGACUUGUGUAAACCAGCACCUGCUGUUAAUCCUAAUGCACCUACGGAAUUUCAGGAAGUAAAGGGAAAGUCAAAGAAGCCAAAGAAGGGAAAAAUGUACAAAGUUGAUAAUAGAAUUCUUGGCUUUAGCGUAACCGCAGCCCCUGAUCGUAUUAACGUGGGUGAUCGCGAUUAUGGGGAAGGUGUUUGAAUUAAUUCUGACAACAUUAACUGUAUUAUGGAAAUUGUGCAACGCUUGGCCCAACAGAUGGUUUGUUAUUUAUUUAUUGUAGAUGCCAAAUAAGUUCUAAGGAACCCGUUGCGAGUACUUCGUUAAAAGUAUAUAAGAUUUUUCUAUGAUUAUGUGUACAAGGAUUUUAUCUCUCGUAUCCUUUACUCGAGCAUUAAUGGGAGCCUUAGAUACCAUUUAGCGUGGCAUUAUUUCCUUUUCAAACGGAACUGAAAGACACUCCGAAAGAAAACCCAAUUGUAUAUACUACUCAAAGAAAAGAUACUUCAUAAAACAAGGCGAAAUCAUCUCCUAUUUACGCGGUAUACAUAUAAAUAUAAAUAAAUAUAUAUAUUAUAUAUAUAUGUAUACAUACUAUAUACAUAUAUAGUAUUAACACAUUUUGUAAUAUUUCAUUUUCAUUAUUGUAAGUAAAGAAAUUAUGCCGAUCGAUAACUUGUACACGCGGAAACAUCGCAGUCGAAAGCAAUAUGUGCUCAUGAAGGUGUUCGCAAGCAAAAAUAAAUUGUUAAUACGUAGUCGUGAUUAAAAGAACAUCGAUAAAGCACGAUGUUGACGAAGUACAUUGAUAUUUGCUUGUAUCGAGUGCACCAAGUAUGAUAAUAUAUAAAUCCUAUGGAUUUCUUGCUUUAUCGCAACAUCACGAUAAAGAUGCAACUUUGCCUUGGAUUAUAUUUCGCUACUACGUUUUAAGAAAAUUAUUAUCUUAUGUUUGAUAUAUUGAAUAACUUUUUUUUUUUAACCAAUUUGCGACUGUUUUUAAGAGUAAACUAAUAAUAUUUUGACUGAACGAUUGAAUGCUAGCAACAAUUCGAACAAUGAAUUAUAUAUUAUAGAACCAAUUGCUCCUUACUCCGAAGUCUUGUUUACAACCGUAAAUAAAGUAUCUUAUUAAAAAAAAAAAAAGAAAACUGUAUGUUUCAAGGCAGUGACAUUGCGAAGAAAAAGAAGCUCUUGUACUUUCUUAACACUUUGAAUACAAUGGUAUAUUUAAAAGAAAAAAAAUAGUACUUGCAUGUUGUACGAUUUAUAAACAAAAUAAACUAUCUUCCAUUCUCCUGUUUUGCACCAGAAAAAAAAAAUAUGAAAGUAAGCUCAUGUAAUGUUAGGGACGUGUCGAUUUUGAAAAAUUUACAUAGCACAUAAGGAAAUUUCAGAUUGAUUACUGCGUGUGCCUACGUGUGGAUCUCACUCUCGUCGGCAUAGCCUUCUUAUAUGUUGAGGUCAAUCUAACGAUAAAUAUUUAACAAAGAGUUUUAUGUAAGAUUUUAAUUAAUGCAAUAUUUAAAACCAGUAUCUUUUGUAAAGUUUUAAUUAUAAUUAUAAGUGUAAAUGAAGUGUCCCACCUCUAACAAGGAGUUCAAGGAGAAAACUUUUAGCACCUGUUUGAAAAAUAUUGAUUUUUUUCUUUUUUUAUUCUUAAUUGAACUAAUUUUCGGACAAAGUGACACGUGAAUACUCUGUUUAUAAGUGCGGAAAAUGUUGCGACAGAUCUGCCCACUCUUAAUAUUAUAAUGGUUGUUAAUUAGGAUCAUUGACCUUCUC